UCCAAAACUAGAGCUCUGGAACAAAGGGAGUAUCUAUCUGACUCUAGAAUCAUCCAUCUGCGUCUCUCAUUCCAAGCAAACAACAGCAUGCUCGCUCUUCUUUUUACGGGAGAGUCUCUUCACAAUUGUCCUUGCUAAUUGCUGCUACUGUACUGUUUCGAAGCUCCAGAUUCGAGCAUCACGAAGAAGUCUUGGGGAGCAAGAUGCUUCAGAAAAUAGCAAAGCGAUUGGAAUAUCACGCCCACGUUUUGUGGAUCAGCAUGUUAGACAGCAGAGAGCCCUGCAGCAGCUUGGUAUGAUGCAACCACAUGCCUGGAGGCCUCAGAGGGGUUUACCUGAAACCUUUGUUUCAGUUUUGCGUUCUUGGCUCUCUGAGUACUUUCUUCAUUCCGGAGUAAGUGGAUCUGGAAAGACGAAAACAGCAAAAUUCGCGAUUGGAUAUUUGGUUAUGAUUAGUGGAGGCAACAAUAAGGAAAGGUUGACUGAAAUUUAUUUUAGUGCAGAGGGAGGAAUUGCAGUGCUAACGAACAAACAUUCAAGAGUGGUUCAGCUGGCUCGUGGAGAGAGGUCUUGCCAUAUCUUUUACCAGCUAUGUCCUGGGGCUCCUUCUGCUUUGAGAGAUAAACUUAAACUGAAAGGUGCUUCAGAGUACAACUUUCUCAACCAGACUGAGUCCUUGGUGAUCCAUAAUGUUGACGAUGCAAAAAAGUUUCAUAUGCUUGUGAAAGCACUAACACUCUGGGGAUUUCUGAAAGAGACCAAGAAUAUGCUUUUCAGAUGGUUGCGGCUCUGCUAUGGCUGGGAAACAUAACCUUCCAAGCAAUUGGAAACAGAAACAAUGUUGAAGUUGUGCAAAGUGAAGAAGAGAAGAGGUAAAAUAGAAAAGAGGUAACAAUGAAAGAUAAAGAUAAAGUUCUGGAGGCUCUGAAAAACAAGGCUGUUGAUUUGGAAAACAUACCACUAGAGGAGGUUUUCCAGAAUCUAAGGUGUAACAUAGAGGGGGCUUACUUCCCAAGAUGCUCAGGAAUUGGACUAUUUAGUCGGGGCUGUUUCAACAAAGAGGCCAUUUACAGCUAUUGUGGGUGGUUCAAAGGUUUCGUGCAAGAUUGGAGUGAUCGAGUCACUCUUGGAGAAAUGUGAUAUAUUGCUCUUGGGUGGAGGUUGAAACCAGGACGCUUGCAGAAGUCCAUGAGGUUUUAGAAUAUGCAUCUCAAACAAAGACUUCGCUGACUAGGAUAAUGCUGGACAAUAUGGUUAUACCAUUAUCUAACGGGGAUGUUGAGGUAUCCAUGCUUAAGGAGGCCGUAGAUUUGAUCAAUGGGAGGUUUGAGACAGAGGUAACUCCAAAUUAUAUUUUCAGAUAUAACUGCUUCACACAAGUUUCAGUAUAUAAAAGAUUAGUGUGAUGCAAUGCCUCGACUUUUCUCAAUUGUAAGUAUUCAUUAUUGGUCACUGGACUCGCUACACAUAACAACAGUUGUCUCUAUGAUUAUUAAGAUUGUGAAACUUAAUGACAUGUGAGUUUUCUAAGGCAAGAUACAAAGUAUUUUUUCCUGAUUUUCUCCUAGUCCGAUCAUAUUGUCUUAGUCGUAGACACAAUGCAAGAAAUGAAACAAUUAGACAUCGGGGAUGUUCCUCCAAGUAGCUUAAAUGUCAUCCAGUCAAAUCUAUCCAGACCAACACUGUGCUUCAGCAGUGCGAUCCAAUAAGUGCACUCAUUUCAACUGAAUUCUUGAAGUCAAAAACAAUGGAAAGAAACAACAACAACAACAAACCCAGUGUAUUCCCACAUAGUGAGGUCUGGGGAGGGUAAGAUGUACGCAGUCCAUACCACUACCUCCGGAGAAGUAGCAAGGCUGUUUCCGAUAGACCCCCGGAGAAACCUUCAAAUAAAAUUCUGGGACUUCUUUACCUAAUGGAGAAUUAAAAGGAAACAAGAACAUGUCAUAUCAUUGUUAUCUGCUCUAUACAAAAACAUUUAAGCUUGACAUAUCCUGGUUCACUGGUUCAUUCGGGAAUGAGGAAUAGUUGUUUGCUGUUUGGUUUUUGUACUUUAGAAGGUCUAAUAUUUGUUUCGUCCAGUAAUGAUAUUUUGAUAGAAGUAUCUGUCUUUUGUUUUAGUCGCAUAUGUAUUAGGCACACGAAUGUUUGUUAUGAUACUUACAUCAUACAUUUAUGAAUGUUUGCUGCGAUGACCUAACGCAUUCUGUGAAAGCACUUGACAUUUCCCUGAAAAUUGAUACAGAGCUAGCCCUUGAAGUUGGAUGACGUACAAAACGAGCAUGACCAACAUUUAUUCUUUGUUGUAGACUCAAAAGAUUAGAAGCAGCGGUAUAGCACAAAGAGCAAAUAAGAUUCAUUCUACUAAUGUCAAAGUGACCACCUUUUGACCAGCCAAAAAGAUGAAAGUUUCUGGAAUAUUUUGUUUGGCUUUAUUCCAAUUAACUGCUUGAGUUGACAUCUCAUAGCUUGCUUUCAUAUUAAAAGCUUGGUGUAUGUGAAGUUGUGCUUUUCUUCGGGCCAAGGGUCUAUCGGAAACAACCUCUCUACUAAGGGGUAAGGUAAUCUUCAAUUAACUAAACAGAUGUGUAUUUCUAUGCUUUUAUGUAGAAAAUAUGUUGUAGAACUAAAUUACUCGCAGAUGUUAAUCGUACUAAACCAGUUUUGCGUUCAGCUCUCUUUGGUCCUUUCAUUUGCUUUCCUCUCGCUAACAGGUUGAUCCUUGUUGCAGUAGUAAAGUGACAGAAAUUACAACUACAUACCCAGCGUAAAAAGCUUGUUGCGUCUCUUUAACAAUUUUGGAGGUUUUGUUUGUAAUUUUUUUAAAAAUUUAGACUAUCAUAAUGAUUAAAAAUUUUGUAUUUUCAUAUUAAUUAUGUGAUGCAGUCUAUAUCACUUUGUCUGAAUAUAUAUUUGUUUUUUCUAAUUUUUAUUUAUUUGAGUAAAUAUUUUUA
This is a messenger RNA of Capsicum annuum, 2954 nucleotides long. RefSeq names its product myosin-4. Gene Ontology annotation, biological process: actin filament organization; vesicle transport along actin filament. The transcript is spliced from 13 exons. The coding region runs from base 296 to 811 and encodes 171 amino acids. Gene Ontology annotation, molecular function: microfilament motor activity; actin filament binding; ATP binding. Gene Ontology annotation, cellular component: cytoplasm; vesicle; myosin complex. The record is from RefSeq and is a predicted model, not a curated record. NCBI's taxonomy places the organism in Eukaryota, Viridiplantae, Streptophyta, Magnoliopsida, Solanales, Solanaceae.